Molecule: messenger RNA, 906 nt
Organism: Ostreococcus tauri
Lineage: Eukaryota; Viridiplantae; Chlorophyta; Mamiellophyceae; Mamiellales; Bathycoccaceae
Product: HSP20-like chaperone
Exons: 2
Coding region: 1-906 (301 amino acids)
Biological process (GO): protein folding
Cellular component (GO): cytoplasm
Source: RefSeq, a predicted model, not a curated record
AUGAGCCUCGUGAGCGCGGCGGCGCAUCACCAAGAAGAACUCACGCGCGGGGAGGAGUGCCAGAACUGCGGCGCGACGUCGACGAAGCUGGCGUGUUGCUCGCGGUGUCGCGGCGCGUGGUUCUGCUCCACCAAGUGUCAACGCGCGUACUGGCCGUUUCAUAAACAGUGGUGCAAGAAGAAUGAUUUCGCGGACGCGGUGGAGCGACGCGAACCGAAGUUUGCGCGAUGGAUGCGGAAACAUGGGAAACAGGCGGUGCUGAAGGAUGAUGAGGUCGAUCGACUCGAUCGCAAGGUCGUGACGCAGGAGGAUAUGUACGGUAGAGCGAAUCCAAAACCAACGCCUCCGAAUUUUGACGCGGAUGACAUGCGAAAGAUGCGAGCGGCUGAGGAAGCGCGCCUGCUCGCGCUGCGAGAGGACGACGCCACCGUCGCCUGGCGCGAGAUCAAAGUCCCGGACGCGCUCGGACUCGAGCUCGAUCGGUACAAGUGGCGUCAAAAUCAGUCUUUUGUCGAGAUUUUUGUCAAGCUCCCGCGCGGGACGACGAAAUCCGACGUGGACGUGUCCCUGUCCGCGACGCGACUCUCCAUUCGCGUCCGCGGCGACGUCAUCGUCAACGGCGAUCUCUUCGCCGCCAUAAAGGCCGAACUCAGCACCUGGGUCAUCAUCGACGGCGUGCUCGAGAUGUCCCUCCUGAAGAAGAAUCGUCGUGGGCACUACGACAACGGCUGCGACAACUCGCACACGUAUUGGCGUUCGCUCGUCUCUGGCGAUGCCCGAGCGCUCGCGCCGGAGGCGCCCAAGGAGUACUACGACUCCGAGUACGAGAUCGACGCUCCGAUGAGUCACAACGCCCGACAAAGUUCGAGUAGGCCGAUGAUCUCCGGUCGCGGCGGGCGUCGGUGA